Messenger RNA from Xyrauchen texanus (razorback sucker), 1131 nucleotides. It is a transcript of the gene tmbim1a, whose product is annotated as transmembrane BAX inhibitor motif containing 1a. NCBI's taxonomy places the organism in Eukaryota, Metazoa, Chordata, Actinopteri, Cypriniformes, Catostomidae. The record is from RefSeq and is a predicted model, not a curated record. Gene Ontology annotation, biological process: negative regulation of apoptotic signaling pathway. The coding region runs from base 203 to 1126 and encodes 307 amino acids. The transcript has 12 exons. Gene Ontology annotation, cellular component: Golgi apparatus; membrane; endoplasmic reticulum.
AUCGACUGACUGUUAGCGUACAUGAGCUGGGAUGGGCUUGCUCUAAACUAGAAGGUGGAUCAGCGUGUCAACUUAUCGUGUUUUCAUUUAUACAGACUCCGUUUAAAGGAUUCUCACAUCUGAUAUCUCUUUCGCCAAGCUUCGACAUCAUAUUAUCAAGUUUUUUGGGAUUUCAGACAUCGCGUGGAAUUGUUGAAGCAGCAUGUCCAGGUCUGAUUUCCCUCCGGGUUAUGAUGAUUCCCGGCUGCUCUCUAACCCUCAGCCUGGGGGUUAUCCCUCUUCUGCCCCUCCAUAUGGCUUCAAUUCAUACGGGGGACAACCGCCUUACGCACAGCCCAAUAACCAGUACCCAGGACAACCAGGAGGAUACCCCCCUCCAAUUAUAGCACCCAUCCCUAUCCCCAUCAUUCCAUCGGGCUCAAGUGACCAUGAAGAAUUUUCCACAGCAGGAUGGGACAGUACUAGUGUCAGACACAGUUUUAUACGUAAAGUUUACCUCAUCCUUGCUGCCCAGCUCCUCCUCACAGUCAGCAUUGUGGCUAUUUUCACAUUUGUGGAACCUGUAGCACUGUUUGUGAAAAAAAACCCAGCCAUCUACUGGACCUCAUAUGCUGUUUACUUUGUGACGCACAUCGUUCUGGUUUGCUGUCAGGGACCCAGGAGGCGUUUCCCAUGGAACAUGAUUCUGUUGCUCAUUUUUACAUUGGCCAUGUCUUACAUGACAGGCACUAUGGCAAGUUAUCACAGCACUAAGGCAGUGUUCCUGGCCCUGGGCAUCACUGUAAUCGUGUGCAUUGCUGUGACCGUUUUCUGCUUCCAGACUAAGGUGGAUUUCACCAAAUGGACUGGUUUUUUCAGUGUGCUCGGAAUUGUGGUGUUUGUAACUGGUAUCAUCACUGCUAUCGUGCUGUCAUUCAAAUACGUCCCGUGGCUUCACAUGCUGUAUGCAGCUAUAGGAGCCAUUGCAUUCACUCUGUUUCUGGCUUAUCACACCCAGCUGAUCAUUGGGAAGGGGAAGCACUCCAUCGGCCCUGAGGAGUACGUGUUUGCUGCUCUCUCCCUUUAUAUUGAUAUUGUCCAGAUCUUCAUCUUGCUCCUGCAAAUUAUUGGAUUUUCUGAGAGAUAGAAACU